Molecule: messenger RNA, 532 nt
Organism: Schistosoma turkestanicum
Lineage: Eukaryota; Metazoa; Platyhelminthes; Trematoda; Strigeidida; Schistosomatidae
Source: the annotation of a GenBank genome assembly
UUCGUUUGCUUGUUUGAAUUUGUUGUUUUAUUUUGUUCAAAGUUUAUUUUUACAGUUAUCAUCAUUGGAAAAUUAAUUUCGCAUCAAAAGGAACAUGUUGAAUAAACAAAGAUGUAUAAGUAUAAUUCUAAUGUUUACCGUUAUAUUGUUAAGUUCAAUCUAUAUAGAAAAAUCAGAAGCGUUGAAGUGUUUAGUUUGUCAAAAUUGUACAAAUCUCACUAUUAAAUCUCAAUUCACAAUACGCAGUGGUUGUAAAUAUUGUCAGAAAAUAGUCAAAUUGAAAAAUGGUCAUUUAAAUGCUACACAAAGAGACUGUCUAAUGGAUAAAUGCACGAAUGAGAAUAAAUCCGGUUCACCAUGGUUCAACAUGACUACUUGUUGUACAAAGAAGGAUUUAUGCAAUGAAUCCAAUAGAAUAUCACCAUCAUCAUCAUCAUUAUUUGGAAUGAAUAUUCAAUUCAUCUGGUUAUUGUUUAGUGUUUGGAUAUGGUCAAAUUAUUGAUUAGAAUUAAAUAUACUCUUUUUUUUCUAA